Diatraea saccharalis (sugarcane borer) is the source of this 1068-nucleotide messenger RNA. The record is from the annotation of a GenBank genome assembly. Lineage: Eukaryota; Metazoa; Arthropoda; Insecta; Lepidoptera; Crambidae.
AUGCCUAGAGAACGGCCGCGAGACGACGGCUGCAACGCAAUAGCUAGACUGAUAAAGGACUUGUGCAGUUGUUCAGAGAACGGAGCGUGGUCGCCAGAUAUGACGUCAGAGAAGAGGAAAGAUCCCCUGCUGAAGAGCGAGCUGACCAAUAUGUCGGCGAUGCGGCGACGCAUCAUGACAAUAGCCAAACGGAAAAACAGGGAAGUCAUCCAAGACCCGCCUAAAGUAAACGACAAGGCCCUCGAGAAGAAAAGUGAAACGCUGACUUCAAAUUUAAUCAAUACUACAAUUAGUUCUCAGAGUAGCACGCUUAGGAGAAAUAUUGAUAAUUUUCUACUAUCACGCAGAAUGUUCGCUUUAGAAGAAGAUAUUUACGAGAAGCCUAUACAAUACACAAUUAAAAAUUCUACAUGUGGCGAGAACUGGUCGCUAAGUAAGGCAUGGAAGAAUAACCAUAGUGAUUUCUUCAAUCGCUCCCCGCUAUUGGAUUCUGAACGUCUAAUAGAUCGGAGUUGUACUCAACUGGAACGGAUAGAUGAGAUGCCAAAGAAAAAGAAACGGGAUAAGAAACUGAAAGAGCAGAUACGUUACGAUAGGAAUAUAAAAAGGCACAUAAGGAUAAGGGUGAUGCUGUCUUUGAGGAUGAGAAGGUAUAUGAAAAGAAGAAUGCGGAAGCCACUACAGCUGUCCCAAAACGUGAACGUGCCUCCGAGGAGGUUUCCCAGAGGCUCAUCGACCACAUCCAGUUUUGGUACCAGGUCUUACAGGAGUGUUAUGACGGACAAACUUGGUGAUGGUGCAGUGUUAUUUGACAUUCAUGAAGCGAGAAAUUCGACUCUGGAGCUGUGCCACGAUUAUGAAGAAGAUCUCGACACGCUAGAGAUCGCCUUACGCGCCGGCAAUUUUAGGAGCGGUCGGCUAGCUGUCGAGGGUUGGUGGUGCGGGCGCGCGAUGCCUGCGGGCGGCGGGCGCGCCAACAACGGCGCCCUCGCGCUGCACUACGCAGCGGCGCGGGGCUGCCUCGACUGCGUGCGUCUCCUCGCCAACACCACGCCAGACGUGUCGUGA